UUUUUCCACCCUCACUGAAGGUCAAAAGCCCAAAGAGGGCAAAAGGAUGCGUGAAGUUUUGGUUGUAUCAUUUCUGUGCACGAGAACUUCCUUUCUGCUCUAGUUUUAUUUUCUGGAGCUGGGGAUGCAAGUGGGGAUGUGCUUGGUACAGCAGGACAUACAUCCUAUGAAUAAGGGAGAGGAUGUUUUUCCCUUGAGACUUAGUUGGCAGGAGCGGUAGCUGCCUUGGCAGAGCCGGUGCAUAAAGGUUGGUUGUUUCACCGUAAGCGCACCAGGUAACAAGUUUUAAAACAGUGGCUGGGGAGACAGGGCAAAUUUACUGUGUGAGUGAGCAGGUGAGGUGGAAUAGCGCGAAGUUUGCAGAGCAGAGAGAGGUCAGGCUGGUGGGAUGAAGGAGUGAACGGGAGCAGGUUUGCUAUAGUGUGGAAUAAAUGGGCGGUGAGGGAGCAGUAGGAGGGCAGUUGAACAGAGUGGGAGCAGCAGUGGGAAGUCUUUUGUAAAGUGGUGCGUGCAAUAGCUGGUGCAUUGUGUGAGGCUGGGAAAGGUGGGAAAGGCACUCAACUUGGGGGUGGCAGCUACCGGGGAGGUGCACUUUUGUUUUGUACAUCCAGAAUGGGGCGGGGGUGGUAAUGAGAGGCUGAAAAUAGGCAGCGAAGGGGACAGGAACGGCAAUAAACAGAGAGAGGAUGGCAGCGCGUAGCCCGCUAUUUAAAGCAACGAGUGACAUAGAGGGUGACAGGGAGGUAUGUAGCAGGUAGCGAAUGGUUUGGGGGUGGCAGUGGCAAACCAAAGGUCCACAUAGUUCAGUUCUUACAAUAAAGUCGUGGUUUGCCAGGCAAAGGCAAGGUAGAGAAAGCAAGGAGGCAACGUUUGUGCUAAGGCCAAGCCCUGUCCAUCCCACACUAGGCACCGGUGGCCCUGGCCCCUGGGGCUGUGGUGACCCGGUUGCGACUGGGGCGCUGGCGAGGCUGUUGUUGGCCGGCUGUCGUGGGGCUGCUGUUGCCCGGGGUGGCGGGGUUUCAGCUCCCCGCCCUGGGAAAGCGAGAGCUGCAGAUGCGUGGAGGAAAGGGGCCGCGGUCUGCAACGGGACCCAGCCCGGAGGCUGAGCAGUGGGUGAGAGCUCCGCACCCUCCAGCUACACCAAAAGUGGACGCUUGCGGGUGAGCGCCCUCACGAGCCGGGCGCGGGUGAUGCUCCUUGGUGCCGCUUUCCAAAGCCCCGGCCAUGCCCAGCCCUGGCCAUGCCCGGCCCCGGUAAGGGUCUCCCCUGUCCCCGGGGCCUGCCCGCUGUCCCCGCGGCUGCCGGUGCGGGGCGGGCUGCCGGCGGGGCCAGGGCCGUCCCGGCUGACCCGGCGAGGUGCAGGGAGGCGCCGGUGUGGCAGGGCACGCCGCCGGGCCGUCGUUGGCGAGCGGGCCGAGGCGGGGACGCGGCGGUGGCCGUUUUGCUGCUCCGGGCGCGUCGGCCCGCCGGUCCCGCAGGUGGCGGCGGAAGUGACGGCCGGCGCGGGGUGCCUGUGGCGGGGGAAGAUGGCGCCUGCGGCCGUGCGAGGCAGCGCAGAAGCCCCCCGGCGCCUCCCCCCGCCGCUGCCGCCCCCGGCUUUAUGUUACACAGAGGGCCCCCUCUCCGCCGGUCCAGCGGGAGGAGCCGCGUCUUCAGCGCCGCCGCUGCCGAGAGAAGAAGAAUAAUAGGGGAGCCAUAACGCUGUUACUGGAUAAAAGAGCAGAACUACUGAAGUCUGGCUUCCUGUUGACUUCUUUGUUGUGUGUACUCGUCCCUAAGAUAAUAACCCAGCUCUUUUGCUGCCAUUGCCCCAGUUCACACUCAGAUCCCCCCAGCAUACCACCAUGUGCCAAUAUCCUUUCUUUUUCCUUCCAACGCCUAGCCAAUGUGUUUAAUUUCUGCCACAUGUCCUAUAAACUUUCCCAGUGCCACUCAUCUCCUUUCACUUUCCUUAAUUAUACCCUCUGCCUGGUUUGGACCUACAUGUGAUGAUUUGCCUUUUAGCAAAGCAAAGCAGAACAGGUGAUUCAUGGCAGGGGACGUGGAAGGGUUUAGCUCCUCCAUCCAUGACACCAGUGUCUCUGCUGGAUUCAGAGCACUGUAUGAGGAGGGAUUGCUUCUUGAUGUCACACUUGUCAUUGAAGACCACCAAUUUCAGGCCCAUAAAGCACUGCUUGCCACCCAGAGUGAUUACUUCAGGAUUAUGUUCACAGCUGAUAUGCGAGAACGAGAUCAGGACAAAAUCCAUUUGAAAGGUCUGACAGCUACAGGCUUCAGUCAUGUCCUGCAAUUCAUGUACUAUGGAACUAUUGAACUGAGUAUGAACACUGUUCAUGAAAUCCUUCAGGCUGCCAUGUAUGUCCAGCUUAUAGAGGUGGUAAAAUUUUGCUGCUCUUUUCUCUUAGCUAAAAUCUGCUUAGAAAACUGUGCAGAAAUUAUGAGACUUCUGGAUGAUUUUGGUGUAAACAUCGAAGGAGUCAGGGAAAAACUGGACUCCUUUCUGCUAGAGAAUUUUGUGCCGCUCAUGUCCAGACCUGACUUCCUUUCAUAUCUGAGCUUUGAGAAGCUCAUGUCUUACUUGGAUAAUGAUCAUCUGAGCAGGUUUCCAGAGAUAGAGCUGUAUGAAGCUGUUCAGGCCUGGCUGCGCCAUGAUAGAAGACGCUGGAGGCAUACGGACACCAUCAUUCAGAACAUCAGGUUUUGUUUGAUGACACCAUCCAGUGUUUUUGAGAAGGUAAAAACAUCAGAGUUUUAUCGAUACUCCCGGCAGCUGCGACAUGAGGUUGACCAAGCCAUGAAUUACUUUCAUAGCAUUCACCAACAGCCUUUGAUGGAAAUGAAAUCGAACAAAAUUCGUUCUGCCAAACCCCAGACUGCAGUAUUUAGAGGAAUGAUAGGACACAGUAUGGUAAACAGUAAAAUUCUUCUCUUGCACAAACCAAGGGUCUGGUGGGAACUAGAGGGCCCUCAAGUACCUUUACGACCAGACUGCCUUGCCAUUGUGAAUAACUUUGUGUUCCUAUUAGGUGGGGAAGAACUGGGGCCAGAUGGUGAGUUUCACGCUUCAUCCAAAGUAUUUAGAUAUGACCCAAGACAGAACACUUGGUUACGAAUGGCAGACAUGUCUGUCCCACGUUCUGAGUUUGCUGUUGGAGUUAUUGGGAGGUAUGUUUAUGCAGUGGCUGGGAGAACCAGGGAUGAAACGUUUUACUCAACUGAACGGUAUGAUAUUACUGAAGAUAAAUGGGAAUUUGUGGAUCCCUAUCCAGUCAAUAAAUACGGACAUGAAGGGACUGUGCUUGGUAACAAGUUGUAUAUCACUGGUGGAAUUACAUCAUCUUCAACUUCUAAGCAAGUGUGUGUGUUUGAUCCCAGUAAAGAAGGGACAGUAGAGCAGCGAACAAGGAGAACUCAAGUGGUCACUAACUGUUGGGAGAACAAAUGCAAAAUGAAUUAUGCAAGAUGCUUUCACAAAAUGAUUUCUUAUAAUGGUAAGCUUUAUGUCUUUGGUGGUGUCUGUGUGAUCCUAAGGGCCUCCUUUGAAUCUCAAGGAUGUCCUUCUACAGAGGUUUAUGACCCAGAUACUGACCAGUGGACUAUAUUGGCAUCUAUGCCAAUUGGUAGGAGUGGUCAUGGUGUAGCUGUUCUGGACAAACAGAUAAUGGUUCUUGGAGGCCUUUGUUACAAUGGUCAUUACAGUGAUUCGAUUCUCACCUUUGAUCCAGAGGAAAACAAAUGGAAAGAAGAUGAAUAUCCGAGGAUGCCUUGCAAGCUGGAUGGCUUACAAGUCUGCAGCUUGCACUUUCCUGAAUAUGUUCUGGAGCAUGUUAGACGUUGCAGCUAAAACAGAAUGAACAACUCAAUGAAAUACAAAAAGCUAUACCUAAUUUGUCAAAAAACACAAACCGGUUGAACUCCUUCGGAGACAUUAUCUUGUGUAUAAGGACAACUGCUAAAUGCUUAAGAGAAACAGGAUGUACAGGGAGACUACUUACCAAGUUUAUUAGAAAAGCUAAUAGUUGGUCUGAUAUUGUAAAAGCUUUGGUUUUGUUUUUUGUUUUUAACAAGCAUAAUUGUAAGUAGGGGAAAGAAAAAAUAUUUUUAAGUGUGGGGGGUUUUUUUUGUAACAUUUUAUGUCCAUAAUAUUUUUUUUUUAAAUGGCCAUCAUACCACUAAGCUUCUGAAAUCAGCUGAGUUUAACAAAAUAUUUGGGGAGGGAAGAAAGACUUCAUUUUCAUUUUUAUUGAGCAUCAAAAUAAAGCUCAUCUGUACUAGGAUACAACCAGGUUUUAAAAGAACAAAACUAAACUGUUUCUGUAUUUUAUGUUGUCUUUUGCAUGCUUUUCCCAUUAAUUGCAAAGUAGUCUCAAAACUGCUGGGUGUUUUUGUUUUCCCUUAUAUACAUUGAAGAAUAAUCUUAAGCCCUUUGCAUGACCUUUUUCCUGGUUUUGUAUAGUAGUACCAGUAAGUCUGCCAAAAUGCAAAUUACACAUUUUCUACUAAAUUGAAAACGAAACAUUUUUAUAUUCAAAACACUAUUUCUAUGCUGCCUUCUAUUGUCUGCAUUGAGUUUGUUGGUGAGUAAAAAACACAUACACAUGCAUACACUGUAACAACUCUCUAUAAAUACAUCUUUUUAUGUGCAGUUACAAUAUUAUAUUUUAACUAGUGCACAGAUUCAGCCAUAUCUGUUGAAUUUAAGGUAUAGUACUAUCCUUUAAUGAGCUAAAUAAUUUUAAGUUCUUGAGUAACUGGAGGCCUCGUUUGGUAUCAAAGUAUCUUAUCUUUAGUAUAUACUGAUUGAUUCAGUAACUUUAAACUCUUUAUAUCGAUCCUACAUAAUGAACUGUUGAUCAUUUGUUAUUUUAUAAAUUAUUUUUUAAAAAGUAAACACAUCUUACCUGAGUUUCUUUUAUGUUUGAAUGUGCUGCCCAGUCGUCUCUUUUAUGAAAAUGGAAAAUGUCAAUAAGCAAAUGCUCAGCACUGCUUUGACCCACAGUUAUUUUUGGAACUGGAUAAAUUACAGUUUAUUCUCAGUACUUUGCUUGUACUCAUACUUCAAUACAAGUAUUUUGUUGUACUUGUACUGAAGUGGUAGAAUAUUUUUUUAUAUUAUUUUAAUUAUUGACGGCUAUGAACUACUGUGUUUUGAAAAUAGGGAGUUAGGUGGCUGGAUGGUUAGUACCAUUUAUGUUCCUUUCACAAAAAAACCUACACAACUAUGGCUACUGACCUCGGAGUGCCUGAAUCAAGAUGUGUUGUCCAAGAGGGCUUUGAAUAACUGCAUUGUCUUAACUCGCAGGUAUUACUGACAGUAGAUUGGUAAAAAUUAUCUGCCAAUACAUUAAUAAUAACAGUAAUUACAUUCUGAUUAUAUUUAAUGAUAUGAAAUUAGCCACUUCUAGAAUCUGGAGGAGAAGUUUGGAGAAGUUAAGGCUCACGCUUAGUUCGGAUGUGUAGGGGCAAAAUGCUGAAAUGUGCACCUGCAUAUUUUGUAAAAUCUUACGCUGCUGUGUUUCACUUUGAGCAGUAGACUUGACUUUAUAUGCAGCAAUGCAAAACCACUUUAUUCAAUAUCUUCCAGUCAGAAAUCACUGUAGAAAAGGAAUGUAUAGUACUCAGGGAGUUCAAAAGAAUGCACUUAAAAGGGACCAAAAUCACCCUAAAUUUCCUAUGUUAAAAAUAACACCUACUUGCCUAAACUAAGUUUGAGAUAACUGACGGAAGUUAAAAUAACAUGUAAAGCUCCUCAUACUUGUAUUUUGACAUUUUUUUAGUAAUUAUGUUCUGGGUUGAGAUGUGAGGAUUUGGAGCUAUAUGGCAAGUUGGCAGAUUUUUUUUUUAAAUUAGAAAUGAUUUAUUGAUGGAGUAUUUUCUUUCCAUAUGUUUUAACAGAAAGAGAGAAUGUACGCCAUCAUAGCUGUAGUGGUUAAGUUGCUUACACCAGUAGUGACUGGACCAAAUGUUGAUUCAGCCUUCUGAUGCAGACUGGUUUUCAGUUAAAUUCAAGUCUGUUUUUAAAUAAAAAUUCAGUUUACUGAAUUGGAAAUCUAAUUUACUUUCUGAAUAGCUUACCUUAAAGCCAGCACGGCUUACGCUAAAACCUCAGUUUCACUGUGAGACUUGUGUGUACAUUACCCUGCGUGGGUAGGGAGAUAAACCGACUCCAGUAGGUGCUGGCUGUGCACAAGUAAAAAGGUUCUGCUGUACAUAGUUAAUGGAAUAUUGGGACACAAGAAGAAAACCAAGGGUUUUUUAAAUUGUUGUAUUGCUUUUGUCACCAGCUCAUUUCUCAAUAAGUUUAUGGGGCAGCAAAAACGAAUCCUGCCUGAGAAGGCUUUUGUGGGCAUGUUGCGUAUAGUACAGAGUAUUUCACUUUUAUCUAGGGCCAGCCUGGGGAAUGGACAUGGUUCUGGAUAUCUGGUCUUCCAUGAUUCAGGUGUAGUAAAGAGACAUGGCCAAGACUUUAUUAAAAAUAAUGGUAAGGAUGAGGGUGUCUCAAGUUAUGUUUUUGAGUCUGCAUUUAAGCAACUGCUGCUAAAGUCAUUGGUGAGUAUUGACACUUGAAACAUGAAGAACCAGAUCAUUUUUAGGUGCUCUGCUUUUAAGUUCGUAUGUAUCUUCAGGCACCCAGUUCUGAAAGAUCUUGUUCAGGACGGUGGUAGUAAUUAUUCUGUGAAGUUCUAACUUGAACUGUUGGUUUCAGCUUCCCUGAAGUUGUGUGUCCGUUGAGAAGCUGGCUGUAACCUUUUGACCAUUAGGUAUGAUUGGAAUUUGCUUGGGUUUAGAACAUGGGGGUAUGUGAGAAUGUUUUGUUCAUUUACAUUUCUACUGUGCUUUUAUUUUUUCAAACAUGAAAUAUAAAAUUAGCUUAUUCUCUUCUCCAUUGCCAUGGAACUUUUGAGGCAGUUAUUUUUUGUUACUUUACAUAUCAGGGGUAUUUUCUUUCGUUUUUUCUAAACUGAAAGUUUCUGUUUGUGUUUGCUUUUAGUAUUUAGCUCCAGAUAAUCUAGUGUUUAAAUAGAAACAAAAAUUACUGGCUAAGAAUUGCCUAUUACUGUCAAAUUUAAAGUAGUAUAAUCAGAUUAAUACGACUUUUAAAAACAUUUAAAUGCCUCUCAUUUGUCAAGGAAAAGGUAAGUUAUGAUCUUUGAUUAGUUAAGUUUGGGUGUGUUUCUUCUAUUCCCACCCCAACCAUAAUGGAAUACCAGCAAAUCUGAUCUCACCCGCAUAUUUAAAAUUUAACAUAUGACCUUCUUUUAAACAGCAAGUAUACUUGCGUUUUCUUAACAAGGUGGACAUGGUGAGUUACAGCCUAGGGUUUUUUUCCCCCCAUGUUUAUAGCAAAAAUGUAUCAGCUUCACGUCUUAGUCUAGCAACUAGCUGCAGGAGGAAAUUUUGUUUUCAGAAGAGCCAGAAUGGACAAAAAGCACAGUGCUCCUCUAAAGGAGUUGGAUGUUGCCAAUUCCCAUUCCGCAUGCUGCUAUAUCUGUUUUUAGGGGACAGAUAACUUUCCUCAAAGAACUGCAUAAGGAAGAAAUAGCUCAUUUUUCCCCACAAAGUGUUGGUAGCAGUUUCAUAGUGGGAAGUAUUAAGUGGCAAAAAAUCCUUCUGAAAUGUUCUUCUGCAUUGAUUCAGCUGGAGGAAGGCAUGACUUGAUUUUACAAAGGCUCUGCUGUUUCAGUAAGCACUGCUAGCAAGAGGGGCUAGUGGCAGCAUGUGAGCUACCUGGCAACCUGCUUUUAUGCUACUUUCUUUUUGAAAAGUGCGGUUGCCCUACUUUCUGCAGUAUGAUGGCAAUCCUGUUGUAACUGGCUCUAAGGGUUUGUGACUUCAAUAUUUCUCUGUUUUCUGAGAUUUGCAGCCAUUUUUUCUUGAGGACCUCCUGCCUUAUAAACCCAAGUGCUGCGUUUUUUUCAUGCUGAUAAUAUGAUAUCAUCCCUUACAUCAGGGACGAAGCUUCACUUGACACUCAGGAAGCAAAGGAUAAAAUUCAGCAGGUACAAAUUCCAAUUGGUUUAAAAAGAAAAACAUUGCUUAACUCAUUAUGUCCAUUCUUUUGCAAAAGGAGGGUAAGUGUUAUGGGGAGAUGCUAACAGCUCUUUAAAAAUAAACUUCAGGCUUGUGCCAGCAUUUAUAUGACAAAGCCUUUUUAGAAAUAGUUGCAUUUAUACAGGUAUUUUGCCUUUUUAAUACUUCUUUUCCUUAAAAAAAAAAAAGUGAAUCAGGCCCCUGAUUCUUUUAACACUUCAAAUGUGUACUUCACAUAUGUGAACAGUCCAAUAUAAAGAAAACAGAAAACUGUAAGGUACUUAAAACAUACAAGCGCAAACGUUACUAAGCCUGUGCUUAAGUGUUUAUAGGGUUGGGGGCAUCGAAGAAAACACCUGUCCUGCCCUCCUUCCGUUAAUAAAAAUAUAGCUGGUGAGGUUACUUGAAUAAGCAUGGUCCUUCACAUGUGGCAGGGCCCGCUGGAGGAGAGUGGGAAAGCACGUGUAAUCUAUUUAAAACAAAGCUUGCUGGUGUCCUGUAGCUAACAUUUUGAGAUUUUAAUGUUUGUAAAACAAUCUGAAGCUGCUUAAAAUAAAUACUAAUGACUGCUUUUGCAUCUGUAUUCUAUUUCUGAAAGUUGGUGAGUAACUUUAAAAUUUCCAUUUGUGUGGGUAAACUUCAUAAAAUGUAGUUGUAUGUGACAGGUGGCAGAAAAACUGACUUGUUUUGAGCACAGUUUUCCUGGAUUUCCCUAUACUAAUUAUUUUUUUCCACUUCCCAAAUUCCAAUUAAUGUUUAUACAGUCUUUUAAAAAUAACUUUCAAAGAUCGAUUUCAAAUACCUUUGGAUUAAUAUUAAGUUGCUAGCUAGGGGAAAACCACUCCUGUUUGCAGAUGGUAGUUUUUAUUUAUGGCUCUGGUAGAAAACCUUACUGUAAGUCUAGGAAAUAUAGAAUUAUGUAGGACUGUAAGGUUGGCUAUACUUAGAGGGCUUUUAUUACCUCAGUGGGACCCACCUAACUUUUAUGUCAAUUCUGGGAACAGGUGAAAGGAAGAGUGAGCUAUGUUUUUAUUUUAAAUAUUUUUCCCUAUAUAUUGUUAUUUUUGUAGAUCUUUUUAAAAUAAAUUAUUAUAUGCUGGAGAUUGCAAUUCCGCUAUAGUAUCCCACUUGAUUCCAGUGUACAAUAUCAGAUUGUUUGUAUUGAAAAGAAUGUAUUUGAUAAGUAUUUGAUAAGUUAACAGGAAAAGUUAUUUUCAAACUGUGCCAUGUUUCUGUCUAGCAAUUGGAAAUACUUUUCCUAGAGAAAAUUAAAAUUAUAUAUAUAUGACCUCAUAUGUACAUUUGGAUUAACUGUCUAAUGAUUACCCCAAGGCUGCUAUAGACUUCUCUGAAUAAUUUAAGAAUUGCCUCUUUUUAACUGUUUUAAAGCCUUUUUUUCUUGUCUUUUUUUGGCAGAAAGUAAUUUUCCCUAGCUAUGGAUACAGUAUGCUCAGACUUGCAUAUGCGCUCUGUUCGGGUUUUAAACUGAAAAAAAUGUAUAAAAUGUGUAUAAAGAAAAGUGUAAAUAAAAUAUUUUUAAUCUUUAAA
Messenger RNA from Phalacrocorax carbo (great cormorant), 9579 nucleotides. The record is from RefSeq and is a predicted model, not a curated record. NCBI's taxonomy places the organism in Eukaryota, Metazoa, Chordata, Aves, Suliformes, Phalacrocoracidae.